This is a messenger RNA of Cooperia oncophora, 441 nucleotides long. The record is from the annotation of a GenBank genome assembly. NCBI's taxonomy places the organism in Eukaryota, Metazoa, Nematoda, Chromadorea, Rhabditida, Trichostrongylidae.
AUGAAAGCUUGUCGACUGAAGGAGAAUGGGAUGGAAGCAAUCAGGAUUCUCCACAAGUAUGGCGGUGAUGUGAAUGCUCAGGCUCAUCCACGUCAGGAUUUACGUACACCUCUACACUACGCCCUACUUAGUGGUAGUGCCACUCUGGUGAAGUUCUUAAUUGAGCUCGGCGCCAACGUCACUAUGCCAAAGGGUUACAACAAGCCGUCCAUCAUCGAUAUCGCUGUACUCAAAGACGAUCCCGAACUUCUCAAAAUCAUAAUAGACGCUGGAGCUGAUGUAAACGCCAUUCAUACCUACAUUGGCUCAGCCCUUCAUCUUGCCGCAUGUUCAGUUCUGGAACAUCAGUAUGAGAUUCUUCGUCUUCUACUUGAAGGCGCGGGGAGCAAGAUCCCAAGCAAAUACAGCCAUCGCCUCUUCCGAUGCAUGGCUUCAAGCUGA